Molecule: messenger RNA, 855 nt
Organism: Drepanopeziza brunnea f. sp. 'multigermtubi' MB_m1
Lineage: Eukaryota; Fungi; Ascomycota; Leotiomycetes; Helotiales; Drepanopezizaceae
Molecular function (GO): lipase activity
Source: RefSeq, a predicted model, not a curated record
AUGGCCUCAACUUUACCAUUUGGGGCUGAUCUCGCCUGGUCCCUUUGGGAUGCCGAGCCACUGGAAGGCGCAUUUACUCUUCAAGCGCACGCCGAGCCUACAAACACCAGUGGCGUGGUCAAAGACGUCUUACGGCCAUGGAUGUUCGGCUACAGAUCACCUAAGCCAAACGGUCAGGCCGUUCUGAUCAUGGGUGGAGGUGGCUAUGUCGAGCUCAUGGUCGGCAGAGAAGGUGUCGCUGUGGCACACUGGCUAACAACACUCGGAAUCAACGCAUUCGUCCUCGUUCAUCGCUUCCCGACGGCGAAGACGGGCGCCCAAGCGCCGGUAGAUGAUGCUCGUCGAUGCCUAUGGCUUAUUGAAGAGAGUGGGCUUGCGCCAAAGGGGAUGGGAGUCUGCGGGCUGUCGUCCGGUGGUCAUCUUGCUGCUGCACUGUUGGCUGCGUACCCUGCUUCUUGGACAUAUCCCAAUGGAAUGGAAACGACUCCAAGCCCGACCUUCGCAAUUAUUGGCUAUGGGCCUAUCUCUACGAAUGCCGUUGGCCGGACUAUCGUCGCAGACAAGGCGCCGCUUGCGCCACCUGAGAAACAGGAGCUGUAUAACGUCAUUCAGCCGGAUGUACAACUCGUUUCACCAGCGCCUCCUACAUUUAUCGUGUACUCGGGAAAUGACCCUGUUGUUCCGGUUGAAAACGCAUAUCGAUUGAGCGAGGGGAUCACGAAAGCUGGAGGGGUGGUUGAGUUGCAUGUUUUUGCUGAUGCGCCGCAUGGGUUCGGACUUGAUACUACUGGUUUGCCAGUCUCGAGAUGGCCGCUGAUGUGUGGAGAUUGGCUAGAGCAGAAUGGGCUUUUGUAG